UCCACGCGAGGUGGUGUGGCCCUGGCGGAUCGGGCAAGGGUCAUCGGUUUUCACUCGCCUCGUGCACCCCAGUUCAGUCCUGGCUAUGAGACCCCCGCACCUCCACCUUUCUACCACCUCCGGCGCCCGGGCCCUGGUGAAGCCGCUGCUUCCGCUACUGAUGGCGCAACUCUGGGUCACCGAGGCCCUGCUUCCCGGAAACGACACGGGCUUGGAUCGUGCGGCCUUCGGCAGCCCGUGCGUCCGCGGUUCGCAGCCCUGGCAGGUCUCCCUCUUCAACGGCCUCAAGUUCCACUGCGCGGGCGUCCUGGUGGAUCCCAGCUGGGUGCUUACGGCCGCACACUGCUGGAGAAACAAGCCUCUGUGGGCUCGAGUCGGGGAUGACCACCUGCUGCUUCUCCAGGGGGAGCAGCUCCGCCGGACUACGCAGGCCUUUAUUCACCCCAAGUACCAGCAGGGCUCAGGCCCCAUCCUGCCCAGGCGGACUGAUGAGCACGACCUCCUGCUGUUGAAGCUGGGCAGGCCCGCUGUGCUGGGGCACCGUGCCCGGACCCUGCGGCUGCCCUACACCUGCGCCGUCCCCGGAGACAGCUGCCAGGUGGCUGGCUGGGGGACUACGAGCACCCGAAGAGUGAAGUACAACAGGAGCCUGAGCUGCUCCAGGGUUACUCUGCUGAGCCCCAUGGAGUGCGAGGGCUUCUACCCGGGCGUGGUCACCAACAACAUGAUUUGUGCCGGGCUGGACCAGGGCCAGGACCCUUGCCAGAGUGACUCCGGUGGCCCGCUGGUGUGUGACGAGACCCUGCAAGGCAUCCUUUCCUGGGGCGUUUACCCCUGCGGCUCUGUCCAGCAUCCAGCUGUCUACACCCAGAUCUGCAAAUACACCAGCUGGAUCCAGAGAGUCAUCCGCUCCAACUGACCUGCAGCCCGGGGCCCUGCACCUCUGUCCCCUGCCUCCCUGCAUGCGGGAGCCUCUCUGCCUGUCACACCUGCUACCCUCCACCCUCUCCCCUCUCCAUUGCUCACACCGGAGCCCAAGUGCGGAAAACAGAGGCAGAACUUUGUUCACGCAAGGAAGCUGGUGUAGUCAUCCAGCCUCUGAGAGAUGCGAUCGGGCUCACGCUACUGGGCUUCCUGGACCACUCCCUGCCGUGUGACUUGGCAAGCCCAGUACCCUCCCUGGGCCUUGUUUUCCUUGCCCGCAAAAUGGGGACAGUGCAGUGCCUUAGACAUGUCUCGAGGAGCUGAUGAAAUUUGCACGUGACUCUUUCUGGUCACUGCCGUGGCACUCCGUGAUCUGUGAGCGCUGACUAAACAUUAUUAUCCUCCUGAUCACUUCCUGGUUCAAGCAUGAUGAUUAUUUCCGGAUGCAGUGCCCUGAGGUGGUCUCCAACCUGGUCUCCAGUGAGAUUCACACUCCCCGUGCCUCUCUGAAGCCUCAGGAAGCACCUUUGAAAGAUCUCCUCCUUUCCUCCCAGUGUUCCCCAUUCCUGAGUCCACCCAACACCAUCAGGUCCUGGCCCAAGCUGCCUGGCUCGUUCUCAAGCUCAGGGGACCAUGGGAACUCGGGAACCCACCCUGGCUCCAAACCGGUCACGAUGUCCAUACCCAGAAGCCUCCCUCUGAAGUCCCACGGAAACCUUUGGUUGCCUUGCUAUUCAUUGGCCUUGAGAUUUUGUCCCAAAAGCUCAGGAGCGUUUUCUUCUCCCUCAGGUGAUCUGGGAUCUUAUUUCCAUCCUGGGCUGGGACUGGAGUGGGGUGAGGGUGUUACACACACAAUCCAGGCAAAGCCCGUAGACACUGAGUUUCCACUAAACGGGACACUGGCACCGCCCACGGCUUCCCCAAAAGCCGGGUCUGUUUUUGUUCCCCCUUCAAUCACCAAGUUCUCAAGCGCCCGCUCUGUACCAGGCCCGGCACUGCACAGUGGGGAUGUGGCAGUGACCACAGCCAGGCCCCCCGCUCCCGCUCCCAGAGAGCCCGAGAUGGCCGUGCGAGGUCCACGGGCGGGGUCGCCGUCCCUCUCCCUCCGUGCCCUCAGCACACCCAGGAAAUGUCAGCCUAGUCUGUCGGGCAAGGCUGUCACCGGGGGACCCAGGCAAUGUGGGUGGGAACUCCCCAGGGACUCACAGCUGCAGGCUGCUGGCCGCUGCUGAGUGUCAUGAGUCACGUCCUCUGCCAGCUCCUACCCUCAGGAAGCUGCUCGUCAGGUGCGGGACACAAAGGCGAGCCUUACGUGCCUGGCAUUCAGCUCUGCACUCAAAGACGCCUCCUCCAGGACUCCCCUGGGUGAAGAGUCACUGAUCGCAUCGAAUUCACUCUGCCUCUCUCUUCACACAAGCACCACGCCUGACGCUCUCACAUUUCUGCGUAGCUCUUGGUCUCUGAAUCCCUGACAUGCACACACAUGGAGCCCACGAGGCCAGGGGCUCAGACACUUGCUCGCACUGUUUUCUAAGCCCUAUGUCAGGCGCAGGAGCCCCUCGGCACGCUGUUGAAUGGACAGGUAACGUGUGCUAAGAGAGGAGGGGUGAUGUACACCUCAGAGGGCCACAAACUGCCUGCAGGACUGAGGGAAGGCUUUUCACACAAAAGGACAUUCUUGUGGGGUUUUAAAGGACAUGUAGGAGGCAGGCACAGCAGUGCAUUCCUGUAAUCUCAGGACUCUGGGAAGCUGAGGCAGGAGGGUGUCAAGUUUGAGCCCUGCUCGGCAAACUUAGCAAGAUUCAGUCUCAAAAAAUACAAAGGGCCGGAGAUGUAGCUCAGUGCAAGGGCCCAGGUUCAGUCCCCAGU
Fukomys damarensis (Damara mole-rat) is the source of this 2793-nucleotide messenger RNA. RefSeq names its product kallikrein-10. Gene Ontology annotation, biological process: proteolysis. The transcript has 5 exons. Lineage: Eukaryota; Metazoa; Chordata; Mammalia; Rodentia; Bathyergidae. Gene Ontology annotation, molecular function: serine-type endopeptidase activity. Bases 86 to 919 code for a protein of 277 amino acids. The record is from RefSeq and is a predicted model, not a curated record.